Molecule: messenger RNA, 700 nt
Organism: Sorex fumeus (smoky shrew)
Lineage: Eukaryota; Metazoa; Chordata; Mammalia; Eulipotyphla; Soricidae
Gene: TMEM9
Product: transmembrane protein 9
Exons: 6
Coding region: 81-629 (182 amino acids)
Cellular component (GO): lysosomal membrane
Source: RefSeq, a predicted model, not a curated record
CGUACGGCGGCGGCGGCGGCGGCGGCGGCGGUGGGGCGCGCAGGUGUCCUGUCUGGCUGGGCCCCCCUUGCCUGGUAAGCAUGAAGCUCCUGGCUCUGGUGGCCGUGGUGGGCUAUUUGCUGGUCUCGGCGGCAGAAGCCAACAAGAGCUCUGAAGACAUCCGGUGCAAGUGUAUCUGUCCCCCGUACCGCAACAUCAGCGGCCACAUCUACAACCAGAAUGUGUCCCAGAAGGACUGCAACUGCCUGCACGUGGUGGAGCCCAUGCCCGUGCCCGGCCACGACGUGGAGGCCUACUGCCUGCUGUGCGAGUGUCGCUACGAGGAGCGCAGCACCACCACCAUCAAGGUCAUCAUCGUCAUCUACCUGUCAGUGGUGGGGGCCCUCCUGCUCUACAUGGCCUUCCUGAUGCUGGUGGACCCGCUGAUCCGGAAGCCGGACGCGUACACUGAGCAACUGCACAAUGAGGAGGAGAACGAGGAUGCUCGCAUGGCCGCCUCCGCAGCCGCCCUGGGAGGCCCGCGGGCCAACACGGUGCUGGAGCGUGUGGAGGGCGCCCAGCAGCGCUGGAAGCUGCAGGUGCAGGAGCAGCGCAAGACAGUCUUCGACCGACACAAGAUGCUCAGCUAGAGGGUCGGGUUGGAGCCGGGCCCACCCGAGACACCUGGAACCAGGCCCGCCUGGGACGCACACAGAGCCAU